Messenger RNA from Perognathus longimembris pacificus (Pacific pocket mouse), 2973 nucleotides. RefSeq names its product malic enzyme 1 (gene Me1). NCBI's taxonomy places the organism in Eukaryota, Metazoa, Chordata, Mammalia, Rodentia, Heteromyidae. Gene Ontology annotation, biological process: malate metabolic process; pyruvate metabolic process. Gene Ontology annotation, cellular component: mitochondrion. The record is from RefSeq and is a predicted model, not a curated record. Gene Ontology annotation, molecular function: NAD binding; malate dehydrogenase (decarboxylating) (NADP+) activity; malate dehydrogenase (decarboxylating) (NAD+) activity.
GCCCGCACCCGGCCCGCCGCCGCCAUGGAGCCCGCCACGCCCCGCCGCCGCCACACCCGGCAGCGCGGCUACCUGCUGACCCGGGACCCGCACCUCAACAAGGACCUGGCCUUCACGCUGGAGGAGAGGCAGCAGCUGAACAUCCACGGGCUCCUGCCCCCCUGCUUCGCCUCGCCCGAGAUCCAGGUCCUGAGGGUGGUGAAGAGCUUCGAGCGCCUCGGCUCCGACUUCGACAGGUAUCUGCUCCUGAUGGAUCUUCAAGACCGAAACGAGAAGCUCUUCUACAGGGUGCUGCUGUCGGACAUCGAGACGUUCAUGCCCAUCGUGUACACGCCCACCGUGGGGCUCGCUUGCCAGCAGUACAGCCUGGCGUUCCGGAAGCCAAGAGGCCUCUUCAUCAGCAUCCACGACCGAGGCCACAUCGCUUCCGUUCUGAACGCGUGGCCGGAAGACGUCAUCAAGGCCGUGGUGGUGACGGACGGAGAGCGCAUCCUGGGCCUGGGCGACCUGGGCUGCAACGGCAUGGGCAUUCCCGUGGGCAAGCUGGCCCUGUACACGGCCUGCGGCGGCGUGGACCCGCAGCAGUGCCUGCCCGUGCUGCUGGACGUGGGCACGCAGAACGAGGCCUUACUUAACGACCCGCUGUACAUCGGGCUACGGCAGAAGCGCGUGCGCGGUGCAGACUACGACAGCUUCCUGGACGAGUUCAUGGAGGCCGUUUCCUCCAGAUAUGGCAUGAAUUGCCUUAUUCAGUUUGAAGAUUUUGCCAAUAUGAAUGCAUUCCGUCUUCUGAACAAGUAUCGAAACCGGUAUUGCACAUUUAAUGAUGACAUUCAAGGAACGGCAUCCGUUGCAGUGGCUGGUCUCCUUGCUGCUCUCCGAAUAACCAAGAACAAGCUAGCCGACCAGACGAUACUGUUCCAAGGCGCUGGAGAGGCUGCCCUGGGCAUUGCUCACCUGAUCGUAAUGGCCAUGGAGAAGGAAGGUUUGCCAAAGGAGAAAGCGAUCAGAAAGAUAUGGCUGGUUGACUCAAAAGGAUUAAUAGUGAAGGGCCGUGCUUCCUUAACCCCGGAGAAGGAGCAGUUUGCCCACACGCACGAGGAGAUGAAGAGCUUGGAGGCCAUCGUGCAGGAGGUGAAGCCGACCGCGCUCAUAGGCGUGGCCGCCAUUGGCGGAGCCUUCUCCGAGCAGAUUCUCAAGGACAUGGCGGCCUUCAACCAGCGCCCUAUCAUCUUCGCCCUGAGUAACCCCACCAGCAAGGCCGAGUGCUCCGCGGAGCAGUGCUACAAGCACACGCAGGGCCGCGCGAUCUUCGCCAGCGGCAGCCCUUUCGACCCGGUCACCCUCCCGAGCGGACGGACGCUGUUCCCCGGCCAAGGCAACAACGCGUACGUGUUCCCCGGCGUGGCGCUGGGCGUGCUGGCCUGCGGGCUGCGGCACAUCACCGACAAGGUCUUCCUCUCCACCGCCGAGGUCAUAUCGCAGCAGGUGUCAGACGAGCACCUGGAGGAGGGCCGGCUCUACCCCCCGCUCAGCACCAUCCGCGACGUGUCCCUCAAGAUCGCCGUGAAGAUUGUGAAGGACGCCUACCAGGAGGAGGCGGCCACGGUGCUCCCCGAGCCGCAGGACAAGGAGGCGUUCGUCCGCGCCCACAUGUACUCCACCGACUACGACCAGAUCCUCCCCGACUGCUACCCCUGGCCCGCCGAGGCCCGGAGGAUCCAGACCCGGGCGGAGCACUAGGCCCGUGCCCCGCACACCCGCCCGGCACGCCCGCCGCCCCGCACGCCCGCCGCCCGCCCGGCACGCGCCUCCACACCAGUCCCUCCUGAUUCCCAGAGGUUGGAAUCUUUCCCGAUGAUUCGCGGUAUGCUUAGAAUCAGGCCAUUUUCCUUUGAAAAUCUAAAACUCACCCGAAGAUCAUCAAGAUAAAUUAAGACCAACUUCACACUGGAUGAUUUUACUUGAUUUGCCUUCUGGUAAUGUAUGGUUUCUAUCUUGUUUUACCGCAAUUCUCUUCAAACCGUAAUUGUUCUUACUACUGAGAAACUCAUCCUUUUUGUAUAGAAAACUUAAUGGGAAGACCAAAACUAGAAAUAGAGAUGAUCAGCAUGAAACCCUACAACUCUUUCCUUGACCGUUUUGUUAAAAACCCACUUUCUAAAAGAAAUAAAAGGCAGAUGAAUUUAGGAAUAAAUGAACUUUUGCUAAACAGAAACAAGACUACUUUCUUACCUAGAGAAAAAAAGCCACUUCCCAGGUAUUUUUAUUCCAGUCCCCGAUUCGAUUCCAUUUGCUUUUCUAUUCUCUCCCUGAAUUCUAACGUUCCAAGCUGAGCGAGCCCCGUGCCGUUUACAGCCCCUUGCCCCGCCUUCCGUCUCCGCACCUUUCGUCCUCGGGGCACCUCGUGGUACUGGAUCCUCACUCCUGAAGAGCCGGGCUUCUCCUGACCCCGCGCCCUGCAGCCCGCCCUCCCCAUGGCUGCUCCCCGGUUCUGCGGGGCGGGCGGGAAGGAGAGGGGCGCUGGGGGAGGGCUGCCGCAGGGCCCUGUCUCCCCGAGGCUGGCCCUCAGACGGCCAAGAGCUGGGACUCCCGAGACCCUUGUGUGAGGGAGAAGGGCCACACUCCCCGGGCGUUUGGAUCACCGUAGACUCGUCGUCAUUCAACUCGCGGAGGCUCGGGGGCGAGCGAACAGCACACGACGCGUCUCUGUAGAAUGUUCUGGAGAAUUUCCCGGUUUUGAAGUCAUGUUUUACAGACUAUGAGAUGCUCAAGAUAAAUAAACUGUACUACACGGCGAUUUUCUUGCAAGGUAGAAGUAACAAGUGUAAAAGGUAACACCCACCUAGAGCUCUCUCCACUACAGUGGUCUAGAAAAGAUACACGAUACCUAUUUCUCAUCUGUUUCUAUGUUGUCAAAUAGCUCUUACUAAAUGUAUUUGCCUAUGCAAAAAUUCAUUAAAGCUUAGAAAA